This is a messenger RNA of Fragaria vesca subsp. vesca, 909 nucleotides long. Its product is annotated as curved DNA-binding protein-like. NCBI's taxonomy places the organism in Eukaryota, Viridiplantae, Streptophyta, Magnoliopsida, Rosales, Rosaceae. The transcript has a single exon. Bases 1 to 909 code for a protein of 302 amino acids. The record is from RefSeq and is a predicted model, not a curated record.
AUGGCUUCUACAAUGUCCAAGAAUAAGAGAACCCACAAGGCUGCUGCCGUCAAGGCACUAACCAAUGCAGAGGCGUAUUUCAAGCUCCAAAAGUUGGACUCUGCAAUCAAAGAGGCCACGCAAGCGAAAAACCUCGAUCCUAAUCUGCCCAACGUCGACAAUUUCAUCACAGCUUACAAGAUUCACAAAGCCAUGUCGUUCAAGAAAAACUGGUACGUGGUUCUUGACAUCCCUGAAUGUAGUCAUUUAUCAAUCAUCAAAAAAAGAUUUAGGGCAUUGGCACUCAUGGUGCACCCUGAUAAGAAUCUCUCUGCAGCUGCUGAAGAUGCUUUCAAGCAUGUCAAAGAUGCCCUGGAUUUUCUCUCUGACCCGGUGAGAAAGGAGGAUUAUGACAAGUCUUUUAUGUCGAAAAACAAGGCUUUUGCUGCUGCUGCUGCUGCAGCAAAGAUGCCUGAGACUACUGCUGCGGCAAGGAAAGCCGCCGCCGCCGCGGCUGCUGCUGCUAUGGCAAGGAAAGCCGCCAUGGAAGCUUUUGCUGCAAAGGUGGCCGCGGAGAGGAAAGCCGCCAAGGCUGCUGCAAAGAUAAGGAAAGCCGCCGCUGAUGCUGCUGCCUUGGAAGCUGAGCUUGCUGCUGCGAAAAGGAAAUUAGCAGCCGAGACUGCUGCCGCGUCAAGGAAAGCAUCCGAGGCUGCUGCCGCGUCAAGGAAAGCAGCCGAGACUGCUGCCGCGUCAAGGAAAGCAGCUGAGGCUGCCACACCUGCUGCUGCAAAGGAGGCUGCAGCUGCUGCUGCAAGGAGUGCGAUUAAUGCACGCAAACGACGUGAACCCAUUAGUGAACUUGAGUAUGCCAUACACCUAAUAAUGAAAUACUCACCAAAUUACAUGGAGCGCAGAUUCUCAGUCAGGUGA